UUUUCAACCUCGACGCGUGCGCUGCGCGCGCUCUCCUCUCCUCUCCGCUCUCGACUGUCACUUCCGUGUUGGCGUGUCCCGACGUCACGCGGAAUGUGAAGCAGGAAACGCGGAUGUGUUGCGCUUAAUCUGCAUCUACAGCCGUGCUCCUAUCCAUAUGUCGAAGCCAACCCCCCUUCCAAGCUGAUCUGAUCCGAACCAGACGCAGUGCCUCGGACGCGGGUUGGACGGAACCGACUGGAGGAAUGCCUGCCGGUGUGUGUGGAUGUUGCGGUCCUUUGCGACCACGCUACAAGCGACUAGUGGACAAUAUUUUUCCAGAGGACCCCAAGGAUGGACUGGUGAAAUCUGACAUGGAGAAGUUGACGUUUUAUGCGGUGUCGGCACCAGAGAAGCUGGACCGCAUUGGAGCAUACCUGGCUGAACGUCUUAGCAGAGAUGUGGUACGACAUCGCUAUGGGUACGUGGUGAUAGCGAUGGAGGCUUUGGAUCAGUUGUUGAUGGCCUGUCAUUCCCAGAGUAUCAAGCCAUUUGUGGAGAGCUUCUUACACAUGGUAGCCAAACUGCUGGAAUCCAGAGAACCAGAUUUACAAGUGCUGGGCACCAACUCGUUUGUGAAGUUCGCGAACAUCGAGGAGGAUACACCCUCUUACCAUCGCAGAUAUGACUUUUUCGUCUCACAGUUCAGUGCCAUGUGUCAUUCCACAUAUGAGGACCCCGAAACUCGCAGCAGGAUCCGUGUAGCAGGCAUUAAGGGUCUUCAGGGUGUCGUCAGAAAAACUGUGAAUGAUGAACUCCAGGCAAUUAUCUGGGAACCUCAACACAUGGAUAAACUCAUCCCCUCUAUGCUGUUCAACAUGCAAGAUAAUGACGACUCAGAGAGGGCUGGAGAGGAAAAUCCGGCUUCAUUGGCAGAGAGUUGCUUUCGAGAGUUGCUGGGUCGAGCUGCUUACGGCAACAUGAACAAUGCUGUGCGCCCUGUACUGGUGCAUUUAGACAACCAUCGUCUUUGGGACCCGAACGAUUUUGCUGUUUCCUGUUUCAGGAUAAUCAUGUACUCAAUACAGGCCCAGCAUUCUCACCACGUGAUCCAGCAAGUGUUGUCUCACCUUGACACCCACAGUAAGAACACCCCACGUGUGAGGGCAGGUAUCGUUCAGGUGCUGCUGGAGACGGUUGCCAUAGCAGCCAAGGGCUCCAUCGGUCCCACGGUCCUGGAGGUGUUUAACACCCUGCUGAAGCAUCUGCGUAUGAGUGUGGAUUUUGAGCUGGGCGACGGUUCCCGCAGGAACUCCGCGAGUAGCCUUUCCUCCACCCGCACCAAAGAGAGCGAGGAGCGGAUCGUCCAGAACGCCAUCAUCCAAACAAUCGGUUUCUUUGGAGGAAAUCUUCCUGAUUAUCAGAGAGCAGAAGUGAUGAUGUUCAUUAUGGGGAAAGUGCCUGUUUACGGCACGCCGUGCCACACGCUGGACACCGUCAAGAUCGGGCAUCAGGGCACUAAGAGAAUCCAGAUGAUGCUGUUAAGUUCUCUCAUUAUGGUUACGUCGGGGUUUAAGUGUAAAACGAUCUGUGCUGGCCUGCCUGCAGCAUUUCUGGAGCCGUUGUGCUCCAUCUCUCUGAUGGAAGACAGCGAACUCCGGCAACUCGUCUUGGAGAUUCUGCACAACAUCAUCGAUCGCCAUGACAACAGAGCCAAGCUCAGGGGAAUCCGGAUUAUUCCUAAUGUAGCUGCUCUGAAGUUCAAAAGAGAAAAAAUCUCCAAACAGGAUGUGGUUUUCAUGAAAAAGCAUGGGCAGCAGUUAUACAGACACAUCUAUCUGGGCUGUAAGGAGGAAGAUAACGUGCAGAAGAACUUUGAGCUGCUCUUCACAGCUCUGGCUCUGAUCACUAUUGAACUGGCCAAUGAAGAGGUGGUGAUUGACCUCAUCCGCCUAUCCAUCGCACUACAGGACAUGGCCCUGGUCAAUGAGGAGAAUAUGCCCAUGUUUAUUCGCUGUGGCGUCAUGGCGUUGGUCGCCGCAUAUCUCAAUUUCCUCAGUCAGAUGGUUGCAAUUCCCCUUUUUUGCCAACACGUCAGCAAGGUGAUUGAGAUGAGAAAUCUUGAUGCUCCGUACCUUCUGCCUGAACACGUUUUUAGAGAGAAGUGUGUGUGA
Molecule: messenger RNA, 2153 nt
Organism: Rhinichthys klamathensis goyatoka
Lineage: Eukaryota; Metazoa; Chordata; Actinopteri; Cypriniformes; Leuciscidae
Gene: efr3a
Product: EFR3 homolog A (S. cerevisiae)
Exons: 18
Coding region: 246-2153 (635 amino acids)
Biological process (GO): protein localization to plasma membrane
Cellular component (GO): plasma membrane
Source: RefSeq, a predicted model, not a curated record